CACCGCUGCUCAUUCUUCAGGCGGAAGUGAGGAAGGUGGGGCGUCUUAUUCUAGCAGAAAUAAGUAGGUCCUUGAGGAGUAAGUGGGGGGAAACGUGUCUUUGUGACACUGCUGGCAAAGCUGAGGGAAUGGGCGUCUGAAGAAGCCCUCGGAAGGGACCCGUAUCGUUGUGACACCGCUGGCACUUUCUGAGGGACGCGUGUCGCUGAGGCACCGGUGCACGCCGAAGGAGCGGGUGAGAUAGUGUGACCAUGGGGAUGUGGGCAUCGGUGGACGCUAUGUGGGACUUCCCUGCGGAGAAGCGAAUCUUCGGGGCGGUGUUGCUCUUUUCCUGGACGGUGUAUCUUUGGGAGACCUUCCUAGCACAGCGGCAGAGAAGGAUAUACAAAACGACGACUCACGUACCAGCAGAGUUAGAACAGAUCAUGGACUCAGACACAUUUGAGAAAUCUCGGCUGUAUCAACUGGAUAAAAGCACCUUCAGCUUCUGGUCAGGACUCUACUCAGAAGUGGAAGGCACUUUUAUUCUUCUCUUUGGAGGAAUCCCUUACCUCUGGAGACUUUCUGGGCAGUUCUGUAGUUCUGCUGGCUUUGGACCAGAAUACGAGAUCAUUCAGUCAUUGGUGUUCCUGCUGUUGGCCACACUCUUCAGUGCACUGACUGGCUUGCCCUGGAGUCUGUAUAAUACUUUUGUAAUAGAAGAAAAGCAUGGCUUCAAUCACCAGACUUUGGAGUUUUUUAUGAAAGAUGCAAUCAAAAAAUUUAUUGUGACUCAAUGUAUUUUAUUGCCUGUGUCUGCCCUUCUGCUUUACAUUAUUAAAAUUGGAGGUGACUACUUUUUUAUAUAUGCCUGGCUGUUCACAUUAGUUGUUUCUCUGGUUCUUGUCACCAUUUAUGCUGACUAUAUUGCCCCUCUGUUUGACAAAUUCACACCUCUACCGGAGGGAGAGCUUAAGCAGGAAAUUGAAGUGAUGGCAAAGGGUAUUGGCUUCCCUCUGACUAAGGUGUAUGUUGUUGAAGGAUCUAAGCGUUCCUCCCACAGCAAUGCUUACUUUUAUGGCUUCUUCAAGAACAAGAGAAUAGUUUUGUUUGACACUCUACUAGAAGAGUACUCUGUACCAAACAAAGACAACCAGGAGGAGGCUGGCAUGGAGCCCCGCAAUGAAGGUGAAGGGGACAGUGAAGAAGUAAAAGCUAAAGUGAAAAAUAAGAAACAAGGAUGUAAAAAUGAGGAGGUACUGGCUGUGCUUGGCCAUGAACUGGGGCACUGGAAGUUGGGACACACAGUAAAAAAUAUCAUUAUUAGUCAGAUGAAUUCUUUCCUAUGUUUUUUCUUGUUUGCUGUAUUAAUUGGUCGAAGGGAACUUUUUGCCGCCUUUGGUUUUUAUGACAGCCAACCCACUCUGAUCGGACUCUUGAUCAUCUUUCAGUUUAUUUUCUCACCUUACAAUGAGGUUCUGUCUUUCUGCCUAACAGUCCUGAGCCGCAGAUUUGAAUUUCAAGCUGAUGCUUUUGCCAAGAAACUUGGGAAGGCUAAAGACUUAUAUUCUGCUUUGAUCAAGCUGAACAAAGAUAACCUGGGAUUCCCAGUUUCUGACUGGCUGUUUUCAACAUGGCACUAUUCACACCCUCCGCUUCUAGAGAGGCUUCAGGCUCUGAAAAACGCAAAACAAGACUGAGCCACUCAGGUCCCAUGACUGGAUACUCUUCUGGUUAUUUCUGUCCUGGCAGCAUGUUCCGGCUCUUGAUGUUUUUAAUUUUUUUAAGAAAAAUGAUUACGUACAUAAAAGUCCAGAUUUAAAUACAUUUACUAUCUCAUUUCAAAAAUGAUUUUAAUAAUCCAUUUCUUAAAACACUGGAUAAAAUUUUGAGGCUUAAUAUUUUUAAAGCAUAGUUUUAUCUAGUAUCUGAUUUAUCAUCAAUUUGUAAAAUGAUUUAAGGAAAUGCACAACUUGUUCUAUUUCUGCACUAUGUGGAAUCUGCACAGCGGGUUUUAGGUCGUAUGUUCAAAGGUGGAAGCAUCACCCCCAAGCACUUUUUGCAAAGCAGAAACAGAGUGGUCCCAAACCAUUGCGCUGUACCUACAUGGAAUUUGUUCUUACCUGCGUGUUGUUAUAAUUUAGCCCAGCCAAUCAGUGUUUUAAAUAAGAAAGAAAAGUAAAAAUUAGUAAGGCUAAUGCUACUGAAAUGAGUUGUUAGGCAUGCUGUACUGUUGUAGUUACAAAGCAUUCUGUUCUCUUUCUUGCCACACCAAUCAGGAAUUCCCUCCCUCCUUCCUCCUUUCCUUUUUUUUUUCCCUAACAUAAGAUCUCACUCUAGUCCUUGCUGGCCCCAAACUCAUUCUUUAGCACAAGGUGGCCGAGAACCUGUAUUAGGCCUCCUGCCUCAGUCUUCCUAAUGUUGGGAUUGCAGUUGUGAGCCGCCACAUACCGCUUAGGAGUUGUCAAUAGUGCUUGAGAUUAGAAACCUUUUAAAUCAUUGACUUUGGGUUUGCUUUUAAGAAGGUCUUAAUUUUAAACCAGGCUUGGUAGCACUUACAUUUAAUCUCAGCAACUGAGGCAGAAGCAGAUGGACCUGUGAGCUGAGGCCAAGCCUGGUCUACAUAGCAAGUUCCAGGCCAGCCAGGACUAUAUAAUGAGGGGUCUCAAAGGUGGUAGAGUAAAAGUCCAUCUCGGUUUUUACCCUUCCUUCCACCGGUCUUAUUAUGAGUAAACUAGCCUUUUCUCAUUCAUUUUUUUCCCAGUAAAUAAUAGUAUAUCCUUUUACUCAGCUGAAAUUGCCAUAUUGUAUACAUCUCCCAAUGUUAAUUAUGGUAGAAUAUUAAAAAAAAAGAGGAGAUAACAUUUGAAAAGACAUAAAGGUGAAAUAUUCAUGAUUCUCUUAUUACAGGAAAAUAUAGUUUUCUAUCUUUUUUCAAGGACAGAAGUCUCUGCUUUUAUUUUUGUAAUUUUUUAUUCACAAAUCAUAAUUAGACCAGAUUCCAUUUUUUAAAAAUUAUAAUUCUUGGUAGGCAGGCAGAUGUUUACUUGCAGAGAAAGCGUCAUAAAAGAUUUCCAGUGGGAAAAGGUAUAUGCUUGACUGCUUCAAAUGUCUGUCCACGUCCUGAGUGAGAGUCCUGCUGCGCCUGCCACUCCCAGUCACUGGUAGCGAGCGCCUCCUGGGCAUUCAGUCCACAGUGUAAUCGACUGUACACUAUGGCAUCUGCGCUCUGCUGACAAGUGACAAGGCAUCUGCGAUGCCUUCACAUGGACCAUAGUAGCGUCAGCUCACACUCAGCACUGCAUUGUUUAUUUCCUACAGCUACGCAGAACAGCCCACGGUUUCUCUCCAGCACCCUUUCCUGUGACUUCAUGCUCAGAUAACUGCCUUUCCUUCCUUCUGUGCCUUUAAAAACAUAUUUCAGUUCUGCACAAGUGAGACAUUAAAAAUUGCCAAUGCAGAUUUA
This is a messenger RNA of Mus caroli (Ryukyu mouse), 3445 nucleotides long. It is a transcript of the gene Zmpste24, whose product is annotated as zinc metallopeptidase STE24. Gene Ontology annotation, molecular function: metalloendopeptidase activity. The record is from RefSeq and is a predicted model, not a curated record. Lineage: Eukaryota; Metazoa; Chordata; Mammalia; Rodentia; Muridae. Gene Ontology annotation, biological process: CAAX-box protein processing.